CUGCAUAGAUUUGUGACAGACCUGUUUGACAAGUUCAGCUCAAAGCCUCCUACAAAAAGGGGGUGUGUGCGCAAGCAGGUGCAGAUCCCUACAGAUUCUUGACAAGGCCCGUCAGGUUUGUUUGUGCAGAUUCCCGCUCAGUUUUCUAAAAGGACGUGGCGCCAUGCUUCGGUGGGUCAUCCUUCUCACGUUCAUCGGCAUCUGCGCCGGAGCCGCAGAGCAGAAAAGGAAAACUGUGAAGCCUAAUCCCCUGUCAAAAGGAUGGGGUGAUGAAAUUAACUGGGUCCAAAGUUAUGGCGAGGGUCUUUCAAAAGCAGUAAGGAGUCAGAAGCCCCUGAUGGUCAUUCAUCACAAAGACGAGUGCCCGUACAGCCAAGCUCUGAAGAAAGCAUUUGUUGCUAACGACACCCUCCAGAAAAUGGCUAAAGACGAAUUCAUCAUGAUCAACUUGGUGGAGGAAGCCAUGGACAAGAAUCUGGCUCCUGAUGGCUAUUAUGUUCCACGAAUCCUCUUUGUUGAUCCCUCACUGACUGUGCGUGCAGACAUCACUGGACGGUACAGCAACCGCCACUACGCCUACGCUCCGGAGGAUAUCGCACUCUUGAUCAGCAACAUGAACAAAGCUAAGGUGCUGCUGCACAAUGAACUCUGAGGAGGAUCUGCAUCAGCUGAACAGUUCAACACCAUUCCAGCUUCCAAUAAAACCACAUUCCAUUAAAACGGUUUCAUUGACACUG
Messenger RNA from Oryzias latipes (Japanese medaka), 737 nucleotides. RefSeq names its product anterior gradient 1 (gene agr1). The record is from RefSeq and is a predicted model, not a curated record. Gene Ontology annotation, cellular component: endoplasmic reticulum. Lineage: Eukaryota; Metazoa; Chordata; Actinopteri; Beloniformes; Adrianichthyidae.